GACGAGGAGGGAGGGAGCAUGGGGAAGGAGCAGGACCUGCUGCAGGCGGUGAAGAAUGGAGACCUGCCGUCGACUCAGAAGCUGCUGUCCAAACUCAGAACCAACAGGAACAGUUUUCAGCUCUUCAUCACGCCGCUCUCACUGGGACCACAGAGCUGCUGUCGGCUCUGAUCGAGGCUCAGGCCACGGUCGACGUCAAGGACAGUAACGGGAUGCGUCCGCUGCAUUACGCCGCCUGGCAGGGGAAGGCCGAGUCGGUCCUGAUCCUGCUCCGCUCUGGAGCCUCAGUGAACGGGGUCUCUCUAGACGGGCACAUCCCACUUCACCUGGCGGCCCAGUACGGACACUUCCCUGUGUCUGAGAUGUUGCUGCAGCAUCAGUCCAACCCCUGCCUGGUCAACAAGGCCAAGAAGACUCCUCUAGACCUGGCCUGUGAGUUCGGGAGAGUCCAGGUGGCCCAGCUGCUGCUGAGCAGUAACAUGGUGGUGGCGUUGCUGGAGGGGGAGAGGAAGGAGCAGACGGACUCAGCUUUCACCACGCCGCUGCACCUAGCCGCACGCAACGGACACAAAGACAUCAUAAAGCUUCUGCUGAAGGCCGGCAUCGACAUCAACAAGACCACCAAGUCUGGAACGGCUCUCCAUGAGGCGUCACUGUACGGGAAGACAGAGGUGGUGCGUCUGCUGCUGGAUGCCGGAGUAGACGUCAACAUCCGAAACACGUACAACCAGACGGCGCUGGAUAUCGUCAACCAGUUCACCACGUCGCACGCCAGCAGGGACAUCAAACAGCUGCUGCGAGACGCCACAGGGAUCCUUCAGGUCCGGGCUCUGAAGGAUUACUGGAACCUUCACGACCCCACCGCCCUCAACAUCCGGGCCGGAGACGUCAUCACGGUGCUGGAGCAGCACAUCGACGGGCGCUGGAAAGGCCACAUCCACGACACCCAGAGGGGGACAGACCGGGUGGGCUUCUUCUCUCCGUCCAUCGUGGAGGUCAUCAGCAGGCGAAACGGGGGCACCCUGUCCCGGCACGCCUCUCUGCCCACCCAGCGCCAGCAGCUGCACUCCAGAGCCCCCCUGUCCUGCAGCCUCAGCUCCGCCCCUCAGACUGACGACUCCUACACUCUGUAUGCACCCCCCACCCACGUGGUGCUGCCGCUAGCCAACGGCCUCACUACCAGCGCAGCUGGAGACAGGAACAGCGUCGGGAGCACCGGCAGCGUUGGCAGCACUCGGAGCGCCGGGAGCGGACAGAGCACCGAGAGUAACAACGCACCCAAUGGAAUUCAACACAACACUGUUCACCAUGACAACAACAACAAGCCGGCUCCCUCUGCUGUUGACUGUGGACACUCAGACCUGAGCCAGCAGCCCGAUCAUCCUGCAGGUGGGACUCCUCGGAGGCAGACGGUGACCGUGCAGAGACCUGCAGAGCAGAACUUCUCUCAGCAGUUUGUUCGUCCUCAGCAGCUCCUGGAGGGAAAGGAUGCUGAGGCCAUCUAUCAGUGGCUGAGUGAGUUCCAGCUGGAGCAGUACACCGGGAACUUCAUCAGUGCUGGUUACGAUGUUCCCACCAUCAGCAGGAUGACUCCUGAGGAUCUAACGGCCAUCGGAGUGACCAAACCGGGCCACCGCAAGAAGAUCUCCCUUGAGAUCAACAACCUGAACAUCCCUGAGUGGCUGCCCGAGUACAUCCCAUCUGAUCUGGGGGAGUGGCUCAGUGCCAUCGGUCUCCCACAGUACCACAAGAAGCUCUCUGAGAACGGCUACGACUCCAUCAGCAUCGUCAAAGACCUCACAUGGGAGGACCUGCAGGAGAUCGGCAUCACGCAGCUGGGUCAUCAGAAGAAGUUGAUGCUGGCGGUGAAGAAGCUCUGCGACAUCCACCGGGCGAUCCUGCAGGCUGAAUCCGGAACAGGCACACUGCGCCGGAAAGGACCCGGAGCCCUCCACCUGGUUACCAUAGAGCCGCCGGACUCAGCCGGGGAGUGCUCCUCCCCUCACACCCCGAAGAUGCUGACCUUCCAGGACAGCGAGCUCAGCUCUGAGCUGCAGUCGGCCAUGUCCAGUCACUACGGAGGCUGCGAGGAAGGUCUGGCCAUUAAACACGCCGUGGGGAUGUCUCAAAGCGAGGAGAGCAUCGACACCAGGUCCAGAGGGUCCGGACGCUCCCAGGAGCCUCCUACAGCAUCCAUCACUCCCCACAGCUGGUCUCAGGAGAGUCUAGAUGGAAGCCCCGCCAAGGAGAGGAACCACCCUGAGGGCUGGGAUCAGAGACCUCUGCAGCAGCAGCUGCUCCCUAAGCAGGUCCCUCUGGGGACGGCGACUGUGUUUAAGUACCCGGCGAUCCCGGCCAAGCCCAGACUGCCUGGAUCCUGCGGUUCCUCUCCUCAUGGCUCCCCAGCUCUAAAAGGUUUCAGCUACCUGCACUCUCAUUGUGGUUCCACAGACCUGAACUCCCCUCAGAGGCUCGUGGACCGCACCAUGACCCUGACUCCACCGAAGAAACGCAACCAGAGCAAGAUCCGCUACGCUCUGUCAGACGGCGAGCCCGAUGAAGACGAGGAUGAGGCAGCGUACCGCUCCGGACACCUGUCAUCCUACGCAACCCUGACCCGCAAACCGGGCCGCAGCCAGCUGGUCCGGCUACAGUCCAGUCCAGAGAAGAACGGGAAUGUGGGACGCAGCCAGUCCUUCGCCGUGCGCGCUCGAAAGAAAGGUCCGCCUCCUCCGCCCCCGAAAAGACUGAGCUCAGUGAGCAGCACCACCAGCGGCGAGCUGAGCGACAGCAGCACCACCUCGUCUGUGGGGGGCGUGACCGACAGUCCGGUCAGCGUGAGAAGCAUCGCGGCCUCCAUAGAAGGAAAGACCGAAGGAAGGGACCUUACAGGAUCUAAACCAGACCUCGUCCUGCACGCCCCGUCUUCCCCUUCCCUCAGCGCUUCGGGACAGGAUCCCAGAGAGGCUGGAGGUGUCAGGAGGAGGGUGCAGAGCGAGUGUAUUCCCUCCCAGACCAUCAGAGUCCCUGAGCCGGAUCGAGGGGUGAAGUCUGACACUGAGGAGGAAGAACCCAAAGCUCCUGGACUAGACGGGUCUUCAUCGCCCCAGAACAGCUCCAGUGAGUGCAUCCCCUUUGCCGAAGAGGGGAACCUGACCAUCAAACAGAGACCCAAAGCUCCUGGACCACCCAGGGCCGAGGCCGUGCUUGAGCCUCCAGAGAAAGAAGACUCUAAGAACCUCGAAGUCCCCGAGUUCAACCUGAAGGAGUCGGACACGGUGAAGCGCCGGCACAAACCCAAAGACAAGGACCAGGGAGGAGGAUCCCCCAGUCGAGGGGCGGCAGAGGUAGAGGAGUCUGGUUGUGGCAGGUCUUAUUCCCCAAGCCAGGAGACAGCCAGUCUGAGGAUCAGUGAGGUCAAUCUGAUGAGACCAGGCAGUCCAGCAACAGGAUCCCCCAUCAAACGUCCACUAUCCCCAAAACCUCCUGCUGUGGCUCCGAAACCGGUUCGCCACAGUCUGCUGGCAACUCAAGCAGCUAGACCCUCGUCUCCUUCUGUGACCGUCAGCGGGGUCCAAUCCGUGGCCUUCAGCUCUCCGUCCUCUCCAGUCUACGUACCCAGAGCUCCGUCCCCCCAGGCCCCCCAGAGUCCCUCUAUGACAGCCCCAAGGAGUCCAGUGUGUAUGGUGGGUCAAGGUAACGUCCCGGAGUCGAACAUUGGGACUGAGGUGGUUCAGCAGAGACUGGAUCAGACCAGCACGUCUCUGGAAGCCGCUCUGAAGGCCGUGGAGAAAAAACUGAACCGGGAGGACGACUCAGAAAGCGUUUCACACUCGGUGAAGUCUGCAGGGACAAUCCUGGACGACAUCGGCAACAUGUUCGACGACCUGGCCGACCAGCUGGACGCCAUGUUGGAAUGAGGACUUCACGGGAACGCUCCAAGAGAGGGACAACGAUUUACUCUCAUGCUCAGGAAGUGAAACAGAGACAGGGACAGAGACAGGGACAGAGACAGAGACAGGGACAGGGACAGAGACAGAGACAGAGACAGGGACA
This is a messenger RNA of Notolabrus celidotus (New Zealand spotty), 4056 nucleotides long. RefSeq names its product caskin-2-like. The coding region runs from base 213 to 3920 and encodes 1235 amino acids. NCBI's taxonomy places the organism in Eukaryota, Metazoa, Chordata, Actinopteri, Labriformes, Labridae. The transcript is spliced from 18 exons. The record is from RefSeq and is a predicted model, not a curated record. Gene Ontology annotation, molecular function: protein binding.